Messenger RNA from Naegleria fowleri, 360 nucleotides. RefSeq lists its product as uncharacterized. The coding region runs from base 1 to 360 and encodes 119 amino acids. Gene Ontology annotation, cellular component: elongin complex. Gene Ontology annotation, biological process: ubiquitin-dependent protein catabolic process. Lineage: Eukaryota; Heterolobosea; Eutetramitea; Acrasida; Naegleriidae. The record is from RefSeq and is a predicted model, not a curated record. Gene Ontology annotation, molecular function: protein-macromolecule adaptor activity. The transcript is spliced from 2 exons.
AUGUCAUCGGCACGAAAACCAUCGGCCAGUAAGGGCGGACGAAGCUCAAAACAAUUUCAAAGACCCGAACACUGUCUGACUUUUGAUCCAUCGGAAGUGUUUAAAGUUAUUUCUUGUGAUGAUUUUGAUUUUUAUAUUGACAAGAGAUGUGCAGUGUUAUGCAGGAAAUUUAAAGAAGUAAUUGCUGAAGGACAAUCGGAAAUUCAAGUGGAUUUUGAAGCUAAUGUGAUAGAACAAGUGAUCAAAUAUUUGUACUAUAAACAACGAUAUGAUCCCGAAUCGGAAAACAGACCAGAAUUUCAAGUGGAAUUGUAUACUGCUUUGGACGUUAUGACAGCGAGUUUUCAAUUAGGUUGUUGA